AUGUCCGGACCACCGAGCCUAGGCCCCACACGCAUCAUUCUUGACGUGACAGGAGAUGUACCAGAUUGGAAAGAAGAAUACAAAAAGUUCUUGCUAUCUGUCAAAGACUCUGACGGAUACUUUCGCUAUAGAUGGGGCCCAUGGAAGGAAGAUCCAAGCAAGCUAGAGAUCCUUGCAACAUGGGCUCCCCUCGAGAGCCGUACCGCUUUCGGCAAAUCUGAGCACCACCAGAGGGCUGUCGAGGCACUGAAGCCGGUCCUGGCAGGGCCUGUGCCUACAAAGUGUCCCCGCUUCGACCUUGACGUGCGCACCUUUGUGCCCCCGCCGCCUCAGCUUAUUAACAGCCCCAUUUGCGAGGUCAUCACCAUCCGACACUGUACCGGAAAUCGCGAGGCUAUGGCCGAGACGCUAAAGAAGGCUGAAAGUUUGCCCGGCUGCCACGCAGCCCACUCUGGUAUUGGAGCGAUGGACAGUCCUGAUCAGGGGACUGUGUGGCUUGGAUUUAUUGGAUGGAGGGAUUAUGAUUCCAGCAAGGAAGCGGACAAGACGAUUUAUACACCGGAAGGUGUUGGAGAAAUCGAGCGUCAUCACAUCAAUUUCAACUUUCCGAUCAAGGGAUUUUCAGUUACCAACCCUGGCAGAUAA
Colletotrichum truncatum is the source of this 645-nucleotide messenger RNA. RefSeq lists its product as uncharacterized. Lineage: Eukaryota; Fungi; Ascomycota; Sordariomycetes; Glomerellales; Glomerellaceae. The record is from RefSeq and is a predicted model, not a curated record.